This is a messenger RNA of Mizuhopecten yessoensis (Yesso scallop), 4587 nucleotides long. RefSeq names its product cell division cycle protein 20 homolog. Bases 277 to 1872 code for a protein of 531 amino acids. The transcript is spliced from 10 exons. The record is from RefSeq and is a predicted model, not a curated record. Gene Ontology annotation, cellular component: anaphase-promoting complex. NCBI's taxonomy places the organism in Eukaryota, Metazoa, Mollusca, Bivalvia, Pectinida, Pectinidae. Gene Ontology annotation, biological process: positive regulation of anaphase-promoting complex-dependent catabolic process; anaphase-promoting complex-dependent catabolic process; positive regulation of ubiquitin protein ligase activity. Gene Ontology annotation, molecular function: anaphase-promoting complex binding; ubiquitin ligase activator activity; protein binding.
AUUGGUUUAUUUUCACAGCGGCAAUAUCAAAUACGAAAACAGCAACAACCUGCUUAGACCUGUAGGAAAACUUUGAGUGCAAUCUGAAACACAAUAUUAACUAAACUGUGUUAAUCCUAUUGUUGUGACUUUAAAAGACGUGAAUAAGCAAGAACUAUGAAACAUCGGCAUAUAUGAAAAUGGAACAUGACUAAAAACCUUCCAGUGUGAAAAAGAAAAAAAGAUAGAGAAUCGCCUCGAUUUUUUAAUUAUAUAUAUAUCUCGACUUUGACGAAUAUGUCACAUUUUAACUUUGAAAACGAGCUUAACAGUGUUUUGAGAAUGGAUGCACCAAUAUCAAAAGGUCCGACAAUGAGAUGGCAAAAGAGGAUGGACAAUCAACAAGAUUGUAACAAUGCGAACAUUUCUGUAAACAGCUCCCUGAAUGCCAGUACUACAACAACCACUAGUAAAACACCCAUGAAAAAUUUGAACAGAUCUAUGAACAAUCCUAAUCCUAAAACGCCAUCAGCUGGGUCUGGUGGGAAAACGCCAAAGUCUGGAGGCAAGACCAAAACACCAGGAAAAGCCCCAAAGACGCCUAGUGGUGGAGACCGUUUUAUUCCAAGUCGGAGUUCCUCACAAUAUGACUUGGGACAUUUUAAAAUCAUGAACAGUAACACUGAGGAUCCAGAACUUCUGAGUCCUUCCCAAAAAGAAUUCCAGAAAGUCAUGAGUGAAAACCUUAAUGGCACAGAUGUGGGAGCAGGGAAAGUGCUAUCAUACCAAACAAAGGCACCAACAGCACCAGCUGGGUUCCAGAACCAUCUAAGAGUCGUGUACAGUAAAACACCAGCCAGCACAGCCAAGAAAACCACACGCAAUAUACCUCAGGUCCCUGAACGUAUUCUUGAUGCACCAGAUAUCCUGGAUGAUUAUUACCUUAACCUACUUGACUGGUCGGUCAACAAUCAGCUUGCUGUUUGCCUGGGUGGAAGUGUGUACUUGUGGAAUGCUGCAUCAGGGGAUAUAAACCAGCUCUGUCAAAUGGAAACAGCAGAUGAGUAUAUAGGUGCAGUUGCUUGGAUCAAAGAAGGAAAUUACCUGGCCGUUGGAACAAGUAAUGGUGAAGUCCAGUUGUGGGAUGUAACAGCCACAAAGAGACUGAGAAACAUGUCUGGCCAUUCAGCACGAGUUGGAUCACUGUCCUGGAACUCCUACAUCCUAAGCAGUGGGUCAAGGAGUGGAGCAAUACACCAUCACGAUGUGCGGGUCCCAAACCAUCACAUCAGCACAUUACAAGGUCACAACCAGGAAGUGUGUGGUCUAAAGUGGGCCCAGGAUGGCAAGUUUUUGGCCAGUGGUGGCAACGACAACCUCCUAAACAUCUGGGGGGCACAACCAGGAGGUUUUAUCACCGAUAACCAGCCCCUCUACACAUUCUCACAGCAUCAAGCUGCGGUCAAGGCACUUGCUUGGUGUCCUUGGCAGUCUGGCCUACUGGCCAGUGGCGGUGGGACUGCUGACCGACACAUUAGAUUCUGGAACUGUAACACAGGAACUUGUCUACAAAGUGUAGACACAAAAUCACAGGUGUGUGCUCUGCAGUGGUCCAAAGAUUAUAAGGAACUGAUAUCCAGUCAUGGAUUUGCUCUCAACCAGCUCACCAUUUGGAAGUAUCCUGUCAUGUCCAAGGUGGCAGAACUAACAGGUCACACAGCCCGAGUUCUACACAUGGCCAUGUCUCCGGAUGGUUCCACGGUCGUGUCAGCAGGAGCAGACGAAACACUCCGCCUAUGGAAAUGUUUCCAAGUGGACGAACUGAAGAAGAAAGUGCAGUCCACAUCAACAAAAGAUACAAAGAGCAAACUGUCAAUGACAUCCAUCAGAUGAUUCUAUCUAAACAAAACAAAAAACUUAUACUAUUGUGUUCUGUCAGAUAAAAUAAGGCAUAAUGGACCGAUCCGUCAUUGGCUUGGAUGCUACCUAAAGGAUAUUUGUGUGGCAGAAGGGCACGUAUUUUGCUUUCUGUCAACCCACUAUGGUGCUGUAUUUGUUCUUGUUGACAUUCCCACCUCAACUUUAUCCUCUCAAGAAUUGUGUGAAAGUGUGUGUGUCAAAAUUACUAUCGCCAAUUGUCUAUAAUUAAGUCAGUAUUUAGUGUUCAUCAUCUGAAUUCAGCUGUUUUAACCAUUCUAAACUCUUACAGUUAUAGUAUUGGAAGGAGGGAUGCUAAUUUAGGCCUUCUGGUAGCUAUCACCAAUGAGUUUUACUACCACCCCUCUUUUAAAGAAAGAGUUAAAAAUCACACUCGGUGCAUAGAAUGCUGUUUGUAGUUUACAGCUUUCAGUGGAGUGAAAUAUUAAGAGAGUUUGCAGGUUGGUUAAUUGAUAUUAUUGUCAAUAGUACAGUUUAACUGUAUUUGAUGUCAAUUUAGAUGUUUACAAUACAAUCCAUCAACAUUUUCCCUGUUCAAUAACGCACUCCAGUCCUACAAUUUCUGCCUACCCUGGUUAAUACACAUAAUGAUACAAUAGUUUUCCUUGUUUUUCCGUUUUUUGCCUAGUGGCUUGUAAUCUUUUUACCAAUAGUUUUAACAGUAACAAAAUAAAUCAAAUGGUAAUUCAAUGAAAUUCAAGUUGAAAUUGUAUUCUUUCCAAUGAUGACUUUCACAUUUAAUUCAAACAAGUUUACAUCAUUUUUUUUGGAUUAGAUAUUUUUAUUAUGUAUACAAUUAGUGUUAUUCUUGUUGAUUAUUUCAUUCACGUUCUGUUAAUGUCUUUUUAAUGGGUUUAAUUUGUAAUUUUCUAUCUUUUUUACAUAUCGUUAUAUUUAUUUCGAACACGUUAUAUGAGUUAUGAAAUUCUACAUGAAUAUACAAUGUUGUUUUUCCUGUUCAUUGGAAUUACAACUCUUGAAGAUAGAUCAUGUAGCUUUAAAAGAAAACAAAUUUGAAACUUUCUCAAAACAAACAUAAGAAUCACUAUUGCCAAAUCCAAAUUUAUUUAUUUUAAAUCAUUUUGUAAUGUUAGUUUCAUUUAUCAUGGUUCAUGAUGAAAUAAAAUUCAUUGUACUAUUAUAUGAUCAGGAACCUGAUUACCUCCCCUUCUCCCUACCUUUCUUGAUUUGGCAGGUAGUGGUAUUAUUUUUAAAACGUAAUGUUAAGAAAUCAAUUUUUAUACGAGUAAUAUAUGGUGUGUUUUUUUUAAAGUUAAAUGAUCAGAAUGUUAGGUUAAAUGCAAUUUGAUGUGACUAUGUAAUUUAUAUUCAUGUUAAAUAUGUCGAAAGUUCAGAGACUUUCAUUGAAGUCAUAACUUUCUAUUGUUUAAUACAGAUGGGUGGGGUAUUCUUGAAGUGUUCCAUUCACUAUCUACUAUAGUAUUUAUGCUGUCAUUUGACUUGAGAUGUUCAUUACUGUUAGACAUUAAUCACUGUCGGACAUUUUUGUGUGUCCUGAAAAUUGUUGACGGAAUAAUUUUGGAGCAUUGUGUUGUUGUGUGAGUGGAUAUUGUGUACCCAGUGUUUUUUCUUGUUCACAGCACCAAGUUGCUACUGUUGUAUUUGUUGUGUUUCUAUUUUUGAUUUUGUCAACUUGUUACAUUUUAUAAUAGAUCAACAUCUUUCUGGUAUGAAUUUCAUGGCAUAUCUGGAGGAUGUUUCAAAGGAAAUCAUUACAAUUUUUCAUAAAAACCUGAAAAUAGCAUAAUUAAUACUAUUCCCUUUCACAAGGUCUAGGAAGGAUUUUGUUCCGUGGAUACAGUAUUCCAGAAAUGCUGUGGUUUGUUAUGAUCUGUUAUGAAAUUAAGUUUUGUGAACUUCCAUUUGUUUUACUUUAAUAAUACUGAUUUUGUUUUUGUGUACGAGUAUUGUUCUAUACAUAUUUCUGUUCCUGUUAAACUACCAUUCUACUCUUUGGAGCUCUAUCCACCUUGUGCCACCGACGACAACAUUUACAGUUGUAACUGAUGACCAGCUACAACUCACAAGUUCUAUUUAGACUUCAAUUUGAUGGCCCAAAAAAUACAAAGCUUGUUGACUUUUGAGAAUUAUCUUUAAUUCAAAAUUCAAAUGUUCCAUGGUAAGUUUUUCUGCAUUUCAUUCAGUGUUUUAGGUUUGGUCAUUUCUGAACAUAAUACACAGAUGUUCAUGUUGAAAUGACAAGAAAAUAAUCUUAAUAACCCUUAUUAAAAUUUUGAGAAUUGAAAAAAGAAUUGUGAAACCAGAGCUUGGUAAUAAUGGUUCAUGUCCCUUAAAGAAAUGAAAAGCUCAAUUCUUAGGUUCUUGUUUCUUUUACAGCAAUAUUAAAUUCAAAUAUGUAGUUCUGCUAUAUCUUCAAAACACAGUUGCCAGAUUUAAACACAAUUUGUUGAAAUUUGUUUCAAGUUAUUUUUACACUUUCAUAAAAGCUGAUUUGCCAUCAGAUAUGAUCCAUACACAAGUUGUUAGUGCGUACAAAAUUUACCUCACUUUAUUAAUACACAAUUUCAAAUAUACUUUACAGCAAAACAUUGCAAAAUUAAGUCAGCUAAGGGAUUAUUUCAGAGAUAUAUCAUAUAUUUUUAACUAAAUGAUGUAUGUUGAAAUUAUGAAUAAAUUUAUGAGACUAUU